UCUAAUACUAGGAUACUGCCAUGCUCCUUCUCUUUCUCUCUCUCCCCGCCUAUACCCUAAAAAGAGGCACUCAUUUACUUCAUAAACCCUCACUGUGGCAGUCUUUUCAGCCCCAAGGCCUCAACUUUACUUUAAGAGAGCGAUAGACUAUAGUUAUUUUGUUCUUAUAUAUACCCUUAUAAACCAUUCUUUCUCCUCCAAUUCUUUGGUCAAGACUCUCUGUUCUUAUCAUCCAAAACAUUUAAACAUUUUCAAUUUACAUAUAUAGAAAUCAAAGGCUCGUUAUUGUCACCACUUCAUUUGAUGAAACUUGUUGUUUUUGAGUGUUAAUAGCAUAAUUUUUUUUCUUUUCUUUAUUUGAGGCUUCUGUAAUGGCACCAAGUUUUGACUCUGCAGUUUCAAGCCUUCUGUGUACAGAGGAUAACAAUAGCAUUUUCGAUGAUAUCAAUACCGAUUACCAUGGGGUUGUGGUGGAGGAGUUUGAGGCCACAUGGUAUCAUGGGAAUCAUCAAACCCGUAACCAAAACAAGAGGUUUGAUGAUUGCGGAGAUAUAUUACCAUUGCAGAGUGAUGAGUGUUUGGCUUUGAUGCUUGAAAAGGAAUGCCAGCAUUUGCCAAAUAGUGAUUACUUGAAGAGACUGCAAAUUGGGGAUUUGGACUUGGUGGCUAGAAAAGAGGCUGUCGAUUGGAUUGUCAAGGUUAACACCCAUUUCGGUUUUGGACCUCUCUGUGCUUAUUUAUCCAUAAACUACUUGGACAGAUUUCUCUCUGCCUAUGAAUUGCCUAAGGGUAAAGCUUGGAUGAUGCAAUUGUUGGCCGUGGCAUGUUUGUCGGUUGCGGCCAAAAUGGAGGAGACUCAAGUUCCAUCAUGUGUAGAUCUACAGGUGGGUGAUACAAAGUACUUGUUUGAAGCUAGAACUAUAAAAAGAAUGGAGCUUUUGUUGCUAAGCACCUUGAGGUGGAGAAUGCAAGCAAUUACCCCAUUCUCCUACAUAGACUACUUCAUUCGCAAGAUCAAUGAUGGUGAUCAAAUCCCACUAAGAACUUCAUUCUUGAGUUCAAUCCAACUCAUAAUAAGCACUAUAAAAGGGAUUGACUUCUUGGAAUUCAAGCCUUCUGAGGUUGCAGCAGCUGUGGCAAUAUCUCUUGCAGAGGAAACCAAAACAGUUGAUACAGAGAAAGCAAUUUCUGUUCUCACUCAAUAUGUAAAAAAGGAGAGAAUGGUUGAGUGUGUAAAAAUAGUACAAGAUUUGUCAUUGACUAGUGCAAAUGCUUCUGUGCCCCAAAGUCCAAUUGGGGUGCUGGAUGCGGCUUGCUUGAGCUAUAAAAGUGAUGACACAACGGUUGGGUCAAGUCCAAGUUCUUCAAAUAAUACACCGGAUCCCAAAAGGAGGAAGCUAAACAGACCUUAUGAAGUAGAGCUAUAAAUAAAAAGUGAAGGAAGAUGGGCUCUAUUCACACCAUCAAUCUGUUUUGUUUUUUAUAUAGAACUUUUGUUUUGCUUGUGAAUUGUGAGGGCGGCUCCCAAAAAGAAGUCAAAAAACCAAAAUGAAGUCAGAAAUAGGUGAUUCAAAAGGGAAAAGAAUAGAGAAAUUUUGGAGAAAAAACAAAAUAAAAGAAAGGGUGAAAGAGGUUGAUUCAUAUAUGGAGAAUGGUGAUUGGUGAAAUCAAAUGCGAGCGAAAUAUUUCAUUCUCUUUGUAUGAAGAGGAUGGUCACCAGCUGUUAAAUAUUAGACUUCUUAACAGCUUAGAGACUUGGAGUUGG
Pistacia vera is the source of this 1765-nucleotide messenger RNA. Its product is annotated as cyclin-D3-1-like. The record is from RefSeq and is a predicted model, not a curated record. NCBI's taxonomy places the organism in Eukaryota, Viridiplantae, Streptophyta, Magnoliopsida, Sapindales, Anacardiaceae. Gene Ontology annotation, molecular function: cyclin-dependent protein serine/threonine kinase regulator activity. The coding region runs from base 372 to 1427 and encodes 351 amino acids. Gene Ontology annotation, biological process: regulation of cyclin-dependent protein serine/threonine kinase activity; mitotic cell cycle phase transition. The transcript has 6 exons. Gene Ontology annotation, cellular component: nucleus; cytoplasm; cyclin-dependent protein kinase holoenzyme complex.